Vicia villosa (hairy vetch) is the source of this 2402-nucleotide messenger RNA. Its product is annotated as calcium-dependent protein kinase 10. Bases 171 to 1808 code for a protein of 545 amino acids. Lineage: Eukaryota; Viridiplantae; Streptophyta; Magnoliopsida; Fabales; Fabaceae. The transcript is spliced from 7 exons. Gene Ontology annotation, biological process: peptidyl-serine phosphorylation; protein autophosphorylation; intracellular signal transduction. Gene Ontology annotation, molecular function: calcium ion binding; calcium-dependent protein serine/threonine kinase activity; ATP binding. Gene Ontology annotation, cellular component: cytoplasm; nucleus. The record is from RefSeq and is a predicted model, not a curated record.
CAUCAAAAAGGUGGUUGUUGUUAUAGUCAAAUAAAAAUCCUAGUCAAAUAAAAGCUUCUCUGCACAAGAAAAGCAACUACUUCACAUAUUAGACUUUUUUUUCCGUCACCGGAGAAUCUCAUCGCCGGCAAACUACCACAAUUCUCCGAUUUCAUGUUUUAAUUCUAAGCAUGGGGAACUGCAACGCGUGUUUAAAAUCAGACGUAGUCGGUUCAGACCGGAAAACAACCGACCCGAACCGGGGUAAAAAAGGAAGAAAAACCAAACCGAACCCAUACUCCGACGAAUCGUUAAACUCAUCAGCAACGAUUCGUGUUCUAAAGGAUUCAAAUCCGCGAAACCGAAUCGGAGAUAAAUAUAUAUUAGGCCGUGAGCUCGGUCGCGGUGAAUUCGGUAUAACGUAUCUAUGUACAGACAAAGAGACGAAGCAGGAGUUGGCUUGCAAGUCGAUUUCGAAGAGGAAGUUGAGGACGGCGGUGGAUGUGGAGGAUGUUCGGCGGGAGGCGGCGAUCAUGGCGACGUUGCCGGAGCAUCCGAAUAUUGUGAAGCUGAAGGCGACUUAUGAGGAUGAUGAGAAUGUUCAUCUUGUUAUGGAGUUGUGUGAAGGGGGUGAGUUGUUUGAUAGGAUUGUUGCGAGGGGGCAUUAUAGUGAACGCGCUGCGGCGAAUGUUGCGAGGACGAUUGCGGAGGUUGUUAGGAUGUGUCAUGCGAAUGGGGUUGUGCAUAGGGAUCUUAAGCCGGAGAAUUUUCUUUUUGCUAAUAAGAAGGAAAAUUCUCCGCUUAAAGCUAUUGAUUUUGGCCUCUCCGUUUUCUUCAAGCCUGGGGAGAAAUUUUCGGAGAUUGUGGGGAGUCCUUACUAUAUGGCACCAGAGGUUUUGAAGAGGAAAUAUGGUCCAGAGGUUGAUAUAUGGAGUGCAGGGGUGAUUCUAUAUAUUUUGUUAUGCGGGGUGCCUCCGUUUUGGGCUGAGACUGAACAAGGGGUUGCUUUGGCGAUUUUGAGGGGAGUAAUUGACUUCAAGAGGGAGCCUUGGCCUCAGAUUUCUGACAGUGCCAAGAGUCUCGUGCGUCAGAUGUUGGAACCUGAUCCUAAAAUACGCUUGACUGCCGAACAGGUGCUUGAACAUCCAUGGCUACAAAAUGCAAAGAAAGCUUCGAAUGUUCCAUUAGGAGAUAUUGUGAGGACAAGGCUUAAGCAGUUCUCGUUGAUGAAUAGAUUCAAAAAAAGAGCUCUCAGGGUAAUUGCAGAACAUUUAUCUCUUGAAGAAGUAGAAAUAAUCAAAGACAUGUUUACAUUGAUGGACACUGAUAAAAAUGGCAGAGUAACAUAUGAGGAACUGAAGGCUGGUUUGCAGAAGGUUGGUUCGCAACUGGCCGAGCCAGAGAUAAAGUUGCUGAUGGAUGUGGCUGAUGUUGAUGGGAAUGGAGUGCUUGAUUACGGAGAGUUUGUAGCUGUGACGAUUCACUUGCAAAGAAUGGAGAACGAUGAACAUUUCCGCAAAGCAUUCAAGUUUUUUGACAAAGAUGAUAAUGGGUAUAUUGAGUUUAGUGAACUAGAAGCAGCAUUAGUUGAUGACUUAGGAGAAACUGAUACUAAUGUACUGAAUGAGAUCAUGCGAGAAGUUGACACUGACAAGGACGGUCGCAUCAGUUUUGAGGAGUUUGUGGCCAUGAUGAAGACGGGAACUGAUUGGAGAAAAGCAUCCAGGCAAUAUUCUAGGGAGAGAUUCAAGAGCCUGAGCAUAAACUUGAUGAAGGACGGCUCACUUCAGCUUCAUGACGGGAUAAGUGGUCAAGCUGUUGUGGUCUAAGUAUACAUAUAUUUCUUUCUUCAACACUGGUGUUCACUCAGUUUCCCUCUCUCAUCCACUGCAUAAUAUUCUUUAAUGUAUGGUUUGUGUUAUCUCUCCAUAAAAGCAAUCAAGUUUUUGGAGUGUACUGACUACCUUGAGUUGGAGUUGGGGGACUUAGGUUUCUCAACUGGUUUGGUGCUGGAUGGUUGACGCAUGUAUUGGAGGAUUGUAUACUGAAGAUUGUUUUAUAACUUGCAGUAAAAAAAUUAUGGAGGGCUGGAGUCACAUGCUGCAUACCUCAAAAUGUCACAUAUAUUCAUUUUAUACUUAUUUCAUGUUACUUAUGUUUUCACAAUUUUAGUCUUGGCUUUUGUCCAGGAAUACUUUGCCUCUAUCAAAACUUUCACUUUGUUUGUAAAAAAUGCAGAAUUCUUGGGUUUUUUUUCUUGUAAGUUAUUACUUGUGUUCACAGGCUCUUCCAUUUUAGUCUUUGUCCAAGGAAAAUGAAGAUUGAAGUGAAAGAGAAACAUUAGUAACCAUAUUUGUGUUUCAUUCUUGUAACCAUUUGUCAUUUGUGGUCAAAUACAAUUGUGAAGAUGUCAAGAUCAAGAU